Molecule: messenger RNA, 5221 nt
Organism: Alligator mississippiensis (American alligator)
Lineage: Eukaryota; Metazoa; Chordata; Crocodylia; Alligatoridae
Gene: LRATD1
Product: LRAT domain containing 1
Exons: 2
Coding region: 81-941 (286 amino acids)
Source: RefSeq, a predicted model, not a curated record
ACUUAGUGUGUCCGCGGGGCCGGGGCAGCGCAGAGCGGAGCGUGAGCGCACAGCCCCGGCGGUCGCGGCCCCCGUCAUUGAUGGGCAACCAACUGGACCGCAUCACGCACCUGAGCUACAGCGAGCUGCCGACCGGCGACCCGUCGGGCAUCGAGCAGGACGAGCUGCGGGUCGGCGUGGCGUACUUCUUCUCGGAUGAGGAGGACGACCUGGACGAGCGCGGCCAGGCCGAGCAGUACGGCGUGAAGGGCUCGUCCGGCAGCCCCGGCGGGGCGGACAGCCCGAGCCGCGCCCGCCGCCGUCCGCCGCCGGCCGGGGCGCCGCGCCUGGCGCUCAGCGAGGCGCAGGUGUCCGCCUUCCGCGGCCAGGAAUGCAUCUUCGCCAAGGCGGGCGAGCUGAGCCUGUGCCCCGCCGCCGCCCUGCCCGCCCUGUGCCAGCCCGGCGACCUGCUGGAGCUGCUGGCGCUGGGGCCGGCCGAGCACCCGCCGCACUGGGCCGUCUACGUGGGCGGCGGGCACAUCGUCCACCUGCACCAGGGCCAGAUCCGCCAGGACAGCUUGUACGAGGCGGGCGCGGGCAGCGUGGGCCGCGUGGUGAAUAGCUGGUACCGCUUCCGCCCGCUGGUGGCAGAGCUGGUGGUGCAGAACGCCUGCGGCCACCUGGGCCUCGAGAGCCACGAGAUCUGCUGGACGAACUCGGAGAGCUUUGCCGCCUGGUGCCGCUUUGGCAAGCGGGAGUUCAAGGCGGGCGGGGAGCUGCAGGCGGCUGCUGGCCCCCAGCAGCUGCCCCCCUACUAUCUCCAGGUCCACUUGGGCGAGAGCGAGGUGCACACGGUGCGGUUCCACAGCCUGGAGGAUCUAAUACGGGAGAAGCGCAGGCUCGACGCCAGCGGCAAACUGAGGGGCAUCAAAGACCUGGCGAUAGUGGAUGGGAAAGAAUAAGGAGCAGCAGCAACUGCUGCCUGCCUUUGCCCUGCACCUGCCUCAGGCAGAGGUGGGGGGGUGGGGAGCUGGACUGCCCCCUCCUGUCUGUGGGACCCGUUGGAAACCAGGAUCCAUGGCGACAUUCCAAAAAAACCAAACCAGCAUCCUCACACCCAUUGCCACUUUUUUUUGUUUGGCUUCUAAGGACGUGACUAAGGACAACCCCUUGAGAAAGAGAGCGAAGAAAAGAGGGUGCGUGUCUGUGUGUGUGUGUGUGUAUGUGUGUGAUGUGGGGGGAAGGGAGGGGGCGGGGAAGGCAGCGUGCAAAGUGUGUGGACAAAGUGGCUCCUGUCCUGUUCUUGGCCAUUAGAGCUAACAAUAAAAUUUCAAAUUGCUUUUAUUAUUAUUAUGAUUAAUUUCAUGGCUUUAAUCCACAAGGAGGUUUAAACGUGGGGUACAGUCGAGUUGCAUCAUGUUAGAGUUGGUUAACCGGCUCUGCCUGUCAAGGAAACACACCCAGAAUCAAAUCAUCUGCUAGUUGGAGAGGAUGGGGGGGAGGCAUUUGUGUUUUUGUUUUGUUUCUAAAUGCUGUCCUUCUAGCUUGUAGUUUGUGAGGCCAAAAUAAGGGCUGCAACUAUAGCAAGGUAUUUAUCAGGCAGCAGUGCUUUUACCUCUCUCUCUCUGACUGGAAUUGAUCGUCAGUUUAAAUAUUUUGUUGUCUCUUUCUUUCUGUUUGCACUUCUCUCUCUUAGUUAACUGUCAUCACAAUGCAUUACAUUUCUCCCACUCUCCAUCCCUCUUUUGAAAACAAGAGUUACCAAGCAGCUGUCUUAAGACCAAAGCCAUUCUGCACAAUUGCAUAAGGAACAUGGUGCAUUCUGGAGAACUGUUUACACAGGCAUUGCCCAGAGAUCAAGCCUGUAAGAUCUCCUGCCUGAGCUCCAGGUUUGUAGUGCAUCCCCAGAGCUGCUGCAUCGCUGCCGUGUCUCACUGUACUUGACAUAUUUUCAUACACAGUAAGAAAAUUCUGCAGGGAAGCAGAACUAGGUUUGAAUUGUGCAUGUUGACUUUUUUUUUUUCUCACCUUCCCCCCCCCCCCCCCCAAAAAAAAUAAUAACAACUGUUUCUACAGGUCCAGUUCAGCAAACCAGUAAACAAAAUGUGACUAAAUUUUAAGCUGCAUUUCAAAAAUCCAAUAAACUAAAAACUAGUUUAGCUGCCAUUUAGAAAUCCAAAGCUGCAUAAAUAGAUGCCUUUUUGAUGUGGUGCGAUCAGUGUAUUAUUUGUAGUUCAGAUUCCCGUUCCAUGUUCUCACAUGCUCAAUUCUGUCUUGCAAAAUCAGAUCAUUAAAAUAUCAGCUAGAAUUCUUAAGUACAUUGGGACAUUCCUAAAUUUGUCUAUUAUUCCUUUUUAAAAUUUACCAAUGUGCAUACAAAUUGUAAUGACAUAUUUGCAUGUAUAAAUACCAGAAGGAAUAUGCAUUUGAUUUCUGUUCUCACAUCAAAUAACAGAUGGCAGAGUAUAAAUAAUCCCCCCCCUUUUGUGUAUAUACACUCUACCCUCAUAGAGCUACUGUAUCUUGGUUUCUUCUGUAUUAAACAACUUCAUAAGCAACUUUGUUGCUAAAUUACUUCAUUUGAAAAAGCAAAGUGCUUUUAUUUCGGGACUGAAGUUAUGAGGGUGGAGUGUAUUUCAUUAGAAGAAAGGUAUCGACACUCACACAAGACAUCUGUUAAAAAAAAUAAAUAAAUAAAAGAGAGAAGAAAAUGACAGUUCUAGAAUUGAAGACCAUCUAAAUGGUUUUAUAUUUCAUGAUAUACCUGGCAAAGUUUAUUUGGCAAUAAAAACAAGAGUUUCUUCCCUUCAAAGCCCCAGGGGUUACUACAACAUUUUGUGAACGUAUUACCUGUGUUAAUUGGUAAAGGCUAAGGUGUUUUUUCCAGUAUCAAACAGUUCAUUGAAGGGUUUCAAAUUCCAAGAAGAUACUUGUUAACACUUGUAACAUUUUUUUAUGUUCCUUUUUAAUAAUGUUUAUUGGCUGGUAAAAGUGCCCUUGUCAAUUAAAACAAGAGCAGAAGCUCUUGCAUUGUAUGGCAUCUUAGAUGGCUUUGAGUACACUAAUAGGGCAAGUUCUUAAACUAAUGUGGGGACUGUAGCUUUCUCACUGUAGCUGUGAAAUUGUAUGUUAAAGGAGGACUAAGGGGACAAGGUAGCUUAUUACCAUUAAUGUGAAACCUUUCAUCAAGUUAUGUUUCAUUAGGCAGGUGGUUAGAACAGGGAAGGCAUUAUCAGGCAGCUUUAGUGCCCAAAAGUGCCAAUUAGGAUUGAGGCCCCAUUGUGGUUGCUGCUACAUGAAACCAGAGGAAGAAGAGAGUCCCAGUAUCCAGUGCACUUAAAAUCUAAAGAGGCAAAACAAUAAACAAAGGGUCAGUAGGGAAAUGAUGAGCCUGUGCCCAGCCAAUUUAAUUCCUCCUUUCUUUUUUUAUUGGUGAGAAAAGAAAGGUUAGGGAGAAUGUCAGGGCCUGUCAGUACAUACAGAGCACUUAAGUAGGACCAUACAGAAAUAGAGAAAGUAAUCAGUUGAACUGAGGGAAUUCCUCCAUAUUUCACCUUUUUGUUCUGGAACUGGCAUCUGCUUUCUUUAAACCGCUCUGUGACCUCUAACUCUGUAAAGGGUAGAAUCCUUAAGCAGCAGGGUGUCGCCUCUGUUUGGAUCUGCAGAGUUGGCUGUGCUAUUCUGUAGAAUGUUAAAAAGCCUUACUUUUUAAAUUCUCUUGGGUUUUCCUUGGAGCCUAUCACUAUGUCUGAGCAGUCAUCUUUGGAUUUUUACUAAACAAACCACUUCUUUAUAGGUAAAAAAACAAAAAACAAAAAAAAACCUGACAACAACAAAACAAAACACCUGUGUUUUCUUUCUUUAGCUAUUUUAAGCGUUGGCAAGGACACUGAUGCUGUAGUGGACACAGGAUAUUAGGACAAAGUGUGUGUUAAUUGCAUGGGCCAAAUGACAGUCUUUGGGGCAAAGACAAAGGGACUAGAGUGUGUGUGUGUGUGUGUGUGUGUGUGUGUAUGUGUGUGUGUGUGUGUAUAUAUAUAUAUAUAUAUAUAUAUAUAUAUAUAUAUAUAUAUAUAUAAUCAAAAAGCCCCAGAUGGUGGUUCUAACUUAGGUUCUGCAUUAGAGGUGCUGGAUCAGCCCUAUGGAUCACCAUUUAUACCCACUCCUCCCACUUUUUCUUCCCUUUAGUUUUAGUUCUGGGUUGUUGUAUCAAGAUUACAGGGCAAACAAACCCCAUGGAAAUGAAUGGAAAGACUCGCAUUGAAUCUGAAUCAAGUGUUAUUGUUUAAGUACUGGCUAAAAACUAUGGGCUUUGCAUAAGUGAUAUUUCAGGAGUUAUUUGAGAAGUCAGAAGGGACUUCUGUGCAUAGCAACAUAGGAACAGAUGAUAAAAUGAGGGUACAAGAAGAAGAUAGAGGUAAGGGAACUGCCUUAGUACAGUGGGAAGGUAGGUAAGAGUUGAGAGUAAAAAUGUGAGUGUGGGUUCAGAUCCUUUCAGAGGAGAAUGACCAAUUUAGAACAACAGACUGAAGGCAAGUGGGAGAAGCCAGUAGAAAGAAACAAAGAUGAGACCAAUGUGGAUGAUUAUCAGGCAAAGAAGGGGAUUAGGUUAUGCUCAUCUUUUAGGAUCAGUGACCUGAAAGUUCAUAUUUUCCAGUCCAAAUUAUUAACAAAUUACAUUAUGUUUGUAGGAUGUGUUCACAGUCCUCAAUCAACUUGGGCAAAGUAAAUAUUUAAUCUAGGAGUAGUCAUUUGUUCUUGAAGUAAGCCCUACCAUGCAUCAUACAUGCAAAUAUUCUGGGACAAUUUGCAAAUCCAGCUUUUGUUACAUUGCAGGCUGGCCCUAAACUGGUAUGGCAGUAUUCAGGGAACAGUUUACUGGGGUCUGUUUGAUUCAGUAAUUAUUGUAUUUGUCUCUCCAAAAUGUGAUUAUUUGAAUUAGCUAUGAAUUACUUCAAAAAAAAAAAAAUGUUUUCUUCAAACAUGUAGAGUUUUGUUUUUUUUUCUUCUUGAAAACUGUUUACUAGCACAAUCAGACUGCCAGUUACUGGCUACAAAUACAGAUUGAUGAAAAGAAAUUAUAGCAAACCAUAUUUUGUCCCCAUCAAUUUUAUUUUUCUAAGUUGGUCUCUGUUUUUGCCCAAUUAUUGCUUUCUUAAAUGAAACCUUUCAUUGUAUUUUAUUUAGGCAAUGUUCUGCUAUUGAGCUAUAUAUGGAAUUUACAUUAAACUUAAUAAGAGGA